Messenger RNA from Porites evermanni, 4275 nucleotides. Lineage: Eukaryota; Metazoa; Cnidaria; Anthozoa; Scleractinia; Poritidae. The record is from the annotation of a GenBank genome assembly.
AGAUCAUUCUCUCUCUUUGGAUUAAAAUGGACGUAUUAUUAAGAAUCUCAAUGGCCUUAGUGCUUUGCCUCUCAGCAUUAGGAUCCAAAGUCAAGUUACCUCCAGAUAUGUCCCAAGGUUUGUAUGAAAGUCAAUAGAUCCUCACAGUACUAUCGAUCACAAGUAAAGACCUGGACCUUUUAUAUCUUAGAGUAACCGUUUUUUCCAUUGUUAAGGCAUUAGAUAAAAUCUUGAAUUCUUAUUACAUAACUCUAGCUUAUCAAUGCAACAAAAGAGAUCAGGUAUUCACAGUCAUGUUUUUAAUAUUAUAUUAAAAACAUGACCGUGUAGUGUCCCAAGUUAUAAUUGAAGUAAGACAAAACUGCAGUCACAUUCAUGAAGGUGUCAAUACCUGAUCUCUUUUGUUAUCUCUGAUGGCACUUACAUCAUAUCUUUGUUUUUUGGCUUCUUUUGAAUAAAAUGAGCUGUUAUUGUUGUCAUUAGAUUGCCCAAAAUCUCAAUUUUUAUUUGACAAAGAAGCUUACCUUUUUUAUGUGUUUUCCUUUCUAGCAAUUUUCUGUGAGAGUUGCAGUGCUGUGAUGCAAGGUAAUGAAACCAUGUGACUUUUAUUGACAAUGGCCACUAACAUGACAGGUCUUAAUUUUAGCUGAAGCCUUUAUCCAUGAUAUGUAUACCCAGAGUUCUAAAGAGGAAAGGGCCUUUGCCAUUUUGUAGUGGAAAAUCCCAAAUCAAUAUUAUAUACCCUCAAUAAGGAGAGCAGGGUUGCUCGCCCACAGAUUUUUGAGCAAAAGAGAGACUGCUUGCAGCCUAUGGAGAAGGGCAUAACAUGGGUACCAAUACUGCGAAACUGCACAGAAUUAAAUAUAAACACCACACAGAAUAACAUAAGAAACUGUAAACCGCAUUGAAAUUACCCAAAAAUUUCUAAAUACCACAAACUGCGUGGUUUUGUAAAACAGCAAUACAACUUAAAAUAAAAAUUCCCGCAAAACAGCACCAAAAAUCGAGCCAAAGCUCGUCACCACAAACCCGUAUGCCCCCCUCCCUCUGAUAAGACAAGACAGACCAAAAUUAUAUUUAGAACAGUCAAUAGAGAGCGCUUUGUAAGGCUAAUGAACAGUCAGUUAUAGGGAGAGAGGGAAAGAGUUUCCAUUGAAAGCAAAAAAAUAUUACCGACAUUGAAAUGUGUACACUGUAAAUGUGUUGCAAGGAGAGCUGCCUUUGACCUUCAAAGAGAAUUAAUGUUCUUUCAAAACAGAGUGAUCCACUAGCAGGACAGAGUGAAAAGCAAACUGGAAAUGUUUUCUUUUACUUUUCUGUCUUUGGCCUGUUCCAGGCUCUUUUUACUAUACAUCUACUUGCUAUUAUUUUGAUUGUCCAGGAUAAAUGAGAAUGCAGAAACCUAGAACAAAGGCUAACCUGUCCCUCACCUGAAACCCUGCCUCUCCCCACCCACUUCCCCCUUCUCAGCCAUGGUAUUUCAUGACAGCAACCAUUCACACAUGAAGACAGAAAAUCAAGGAGAGGGAAGUGGUUGGGGAUCAGCUCUCUCCAUGUAGAAAGAGGGUAAGAAAGAAAACAGAAAUUCCUUCUAAUUUUGCUGUGUUUUUCCCAUCUCUUUUUAGAAAUAGGCAAGUUGUUAGCCAAAAAGAGUUCUGAUCCAAGAGAAUUGCAAGUGGUUGAAGCAAUGGAGGACAUCUGUCAAGCUAAAUAUUUUUCAAAGUAUCACUAUUCUCCACCUACAACAAUUAAAGCUUGUAAAUUUCUCAUAGGUGAGUUUUCUGGCUUUGAUUUUAAAUAAAUUAAUGUGUCUGUGAUUUCUUUUUUUUUUUAGUUUUCUGUUCCUUUCUUUUGUCCUGUUCUAAAUUCAUAAAAUACCGCAGGAAAAUAGUCCACAGUCAAAAGCUGGUGGUCGACCAUAGUGCACGGCCAUUAUUGACAGCUUAGUACAGCCGUAUCAAAGUGUAUUUUGCUUCUUUUUUCAUUGAAAAAUAAUCAGAAAUCACAGGUGGCCAUGACAUGCUAUAAUCAAAACUUGUACAUUUAAUAUUCUCAGUGCACUGGCAUUCUUUCUCCUAAAACUGCAUUUACAUGCCGGGCAAAUUUUACUUGGCAAAGUGAAAGUUUGUGUUAAGCCUAAAACAAUAUUAACCAUGAUAAAAUAUAUUAAGUCUCUCUUCCUAUUACACCCCUCUCUAGUAAAUCCCCCCCCCUCUCUUUGAAGGUUGAACUUUGUAAUAAACCCAGUCGCUAAUAAUCACUCUGUUAUACGAGAUGUUUAGAUUAAAAUAUAAUAAGCUUCGUCCAGCUUGUAAUUGAGUUUUUAUGGUAGCCUUAACCGCGAAGGUAAGUUGAUUAACGGAAUUUAUGAAGGGGUCACUCGAAACACGUUCACUUAAUACAGCUUUCAAUGUAAUAGGCCACCUAGUUCCAAAAACCCUCACUUUCAAAAUGAGGCUAGGUGCACAACCUUUCUUGUGAAAAUAAGUUUUAUUUGCAUGAGAAUGAACAAUAGGGCCAUUUAUAGGAGGAAAAAUAAGAGGCGUCUUACAUAAGACGCGUCUUAAAUAAGACGCGAAGUGUACCAUUUAUACGAGCAUGUCUUAUCUAAUAAGACGCGUCGUAGCUAAGCCGCGUCUUAUUUUAGACGAAAUGUGCCGUUUAUACGGAAAGUUCGUGUCUUAUUUAAGACGCGUCUUAUUUUUCCUCGUAUAAAUGGCCCUAAUGAUUUCCAUAUCAAAGGCUGAGCACCUACCCUCGUUUUGAAACAGAGGCAUGGGGGAACUCAGAAAUGGCGUAUUUUUACGUGUUUUUUUUUUUUUGACAGAAAAAUACGAAGAAGAACUGGAACAGCUGUUGACCACGAAGUCAGCAGAUUAUGAAAAGGAAGUCUGCUACGAGUUGACGAAGGCUUGCGAAGGAGUAGAUAGAAGUAAGAAAGAAAAAGAAGAGAUGGAUGUCCGGUUUAAUGAUCAGAAACAAGAGGUUAAAACGGAAAAAUCAACACCACAGAAAGACGACGAUGGAAUUCAAAGGAUGAACAUUGAUAUUAAUGAUCCCGGUGCCGCGAAACGAUUAGCAGAUCAAAUCAAAAUGCAGGUUGCACAGCAGCAGGCAAUGGGUGGCGGAAGUGAUGAUGAAGAUGAUGAUGAUGACGAAGAUGAAGACGAAGAGGAGGAUGAGGAUGAAGACAACUCGUCAAAAACUAAGAAGAAAACUGAACUUUAAUCAACUGUAAAACGCGAUUAGUUUUUCUUUUCUAAUGUUUGUUUUUUUGCUGUUUUGCCUUCUAGAGUUUACCCUGCCAGCAGAGGUUUCCUUUCGCUAGCUCGAUUCAUUUUUAGCGUACUGGGUCAAGGAGAAGACAAAACGAAGAUUCUGCUCGCAGCUGGGCGCGAUCCAUUCAACCAAAAUUCAGACCGGUCUGACUGGGAAAAGUGGUCCACCUCAAAAGGUGGACCAGUUUUUUCGAAACUUUUCCGGUUGGACCGAACCGAUCCAUUGAGUUUUGGGCCGAAAUUUCCGGAAUUUUUGGUUGAAUGGAUCGCUCCAAGUGUCAAGAGAAAAUGAACGUUAUAUUAAUACCAACGCUAUAAAAUUCUACAAAGUGACACUCUUUCCUUAUAUGAAAGGGUUGGUUUCUAAAGAAGCUCUUUUCCUGGCUAGAAAUAGCAACAGCGGACAGGCGUUUUUAGGUUAAACGUAUAUAUCUAACUUUCUUUUACAAGCGCUCUAAAGGACCGGAGGAAAUGACAGGCAAACCAAAGAUCAGUUCACCGCUAGGUCUAUGUUCAUUACCCACCGAACAUUGUCCUUUGACUGGCUGAUACUUUAAGCCCUAAAAUGUGUAAUGUGAUGUUGCGAGAAGGCCGAAAAAUCGCCACCCUUUUCCCUUCUUUACUCCAAACUGAUGAAGAUUGCAAGGCUUGUCUUCUAAAGAUCAAUAUUCAAGGAAAAUUACAAAUUUCGAGUCGUUUAAUGAACUGAAUCUGAUGACAAGCUGUUUCUUGGGAAAAGAUCUGCCUAACGGAAGAUUUCUUUUGAAUGGUAACACCAAAAGAUUUCACCCACAGACACAAAACUAGGUACAACGAAACAUGGACCCAUUUUCGAGGGAGUGAACUAAACUGAAGUUUUUAGCGCUAGCUUCCCCUUUCUCCAGAUAUCUAAAAUUUGCAUAGAAGUAGGUAACUCUAUGUCUGUACAAUUUCUAAACCGAAAAAUUCUUAUACUAUAAUUUUACUUAUCGACUUUUAUUCAUUAUUUCUACAAAUG